Molecule: messenger RNA, 1497 nt
Organism: Coniophora puteana RWD-64-598 SS2
Lineage: Eukaryota; Fungi; Basidiomycota; Agaricomycetes; Boletales; Coniophoraceae
Product: kinase-like protein
Exons: 14
Coding region: 1-1497 (498 amino acids)
Biological process (GO): protein phosphorylation; mitotic DNA damage checkpoint signaling
Cellular component (GO): nucleus
Molecular function (GO): ATP binding; protein binding; protein serine/threonine kinase activity
Source: RefSeq, a predicted model, not a curated record
AUGCGUGGAGGUGAUGCUAGACUUGGUAAGAUAUGGCUUCAGACAGCCGAGGGCGGGGUUUCGGGCUACGGCACAGACAACUCAUCGAUAGACGCAAAGGGCCGUGCCGCGUGCGUUUCAAUGAUCAAGAGCUCCGUUGAGCGGUGCACGAUGAGCACCUUUGGCUUCUUCCUCACCCAGGAAGACCCCUCAGGGCUGAGGGCACCAACUUCACGGGCGACACCGACGGUGCCAGUGCAGCCCCUCCAGACUUUGCGUGCAAUCGGCGGUGCUGGACUAUCACCUGAUGUUGGAGUACUUGGGGACCCUUUCUUAUGCAACAGGCGGGGCGAUCAACUUAACUACGGCGUGACAGACGUUGGUAAGAUGGCGUACCUUUUGUUACCUCCGGUCUGGGGGAGAAUCCUUGUUACUAAUCCAGACCUCGAAAGUGGAACUGCGCAAGAGAUCUUUCUCGAUUCCCUCAAGGAUUGCUACACUGUUGGCUCCGAUAUGUCAUCCGACCUUCUGAUCGAAAAUCCUUUCAUCAGAGACGACUCGGCAACCGUCAGAUACACGAUUAAAGACAACAAGAGCAGGAACGGAACAUAUGUAAACCGCCAAAGAAUUUCAGCUGAUAUGCAGCAUGAUAUUCUGAGCGGUGCGGUCAUACAUCUUCCGCGUCGACCCCGUCACUUAGCGCUUGAGUUUUUGGCUACAAACGAUAACUCAUUUUCUUCUCAUUUUGACUUAAAAGAACAAAUUGGAUGCGGAGGAUUUGGGGUUGUCAAGCGAACCUGCAACCGAAUUAACAGGCAAGAGUAUGCCGUCAAGAUCAUGCGUAAACCGGAUUUACCUCCCAGAUGGGACCGUCGUAAUGAAGCUCAAAAUGAGAUCACUAUGCUGAAAACGUUGAGACAUAUGCUGACCCUCGCCCAGCCCAACAUCGUCCAACUUGUCGCCGUUCUAGAAGAGCAUCGAGAACUCUCCUUAGUCGUUGUGAUGGAAUACGUACCACACGGCGACCUUCACGAUCUUAUAGAAAGGUCGGUCAUUGCCAACGUAUGGCUCUUCAAGCCUCGAUCAAGAACCAACACUAAGACUACGUGCCAACAGAAUAUUCUGGUUGCUUCCUUGAACCCACCCAGGACAAAGUUGGCGGAUUUUGGCAUUGCAAAAGCUGCAGCCAAUGGUAGCUGCUGCAGGACGUUUUGCGGUACACCGUUGUACAUAGCUCCAGAAGUGGUUUGCAACCGAAUGCUGGGCUACAAUGAAUAUGAUAACAAGGUCGACGCUUGGGGCCUGGGCGUCACGAUCUUUUUUAUGUACGUCUGCUUUUACGAUGGUACCCCUGCAUUUUCGCCCCUGUGCUUAGAUGAACUGUCAGUCCGCAACAUGAUUCUUGGUAUGCUUGCAUGGGCAGUAGAAGAUCGUCUAUCAAUCUCCAAUGUCACAAAGCAUGAUUGGAUGAGAGAGUUAUGGUCUAUUCGGAAUGGAACAAGCAACGUCAGCACCUAA